Messenger RNA from Rhizopus microsporus ATCC 52813, 1447 nucleotides. RefSeq lists its product as uncharacterized. The record is from RefSeq and is a predicted model, not a curated record. Gene Ontology annotation, molecular function: guanyl-nucleotide exchange factor activity. The transcript has 3 exons. Gene Ontology annotation, cellular component: cytoplasm. Lineage: Eukaryota; Fungi; Mucoromycota; Mucoromycetes; Mucorales; Rhizopodaceae. Bases 122 to 1447 code for a protein of 441 amino acids.
UUUUUUUUUUUAAAAAAAAAAGGCCGAAAAACUAGUAUAGAGAGAAUUGGUGCACUAUUUAAAAAAAAUCUUUCCUUCAUUCUCUUUAUUAUCUCUUUUUCCAUUUUAUAUAUUAGACCCUAUGCCUGCUACUAAACGCCGUAAUAAUACUACUCCUGAAAAGGCCAACACAAAACGCACAAGAGCCUCUCCUGCUUCUGACGCUGAAGCAGCAGCUAAGCGUGCUAAAAGACGUGUUCGCACUUUACUCAACAAAGUUGCUGAGCGUCCUACUGAUGCUGGACGCGUAUUUGUAUGCGGUACAAAUGAUUUUGGUCAACUCGGUAUUGAAGGUGAUGAAAAAAACCGUCCUGUCCCUUUAAAGACGUUAGCCGAUGUUGAUAUCGUUGAUGUUGCCUGUGGUGGAUUGCACUCAUUUGCUAUGACACCAGAAGGAAAUUUAUACUCUUGGGGAUGCGCUGAUGAAGGCGUCUUGGGCCGUGAAGGCAAUAACGAAGUACCUGCAAAGGUUGAUGUUGGUGAUGUUAGUUUUGUCAAGGUUGUUUCUGGUGAUUGUAUCAACAUGGCUAUCACUGCUGAGGGUAAAUUAUAUACCUGGGGUACUUAUCGUGGCACUGAGGGCAUCUUUGGGUUCUCUCCUACACUCUUGAACCAAAGAACUCCUCUUCUGUACUCUGCUCUUGCCAAGGAAAUCAUUGUUGAUGUUGCUACUGGCACAAAUCACUCUUUAGCUUUAACUGCUGAAGGCCGCAUCUACGCCUGGGGUUAUGGUGAACAAGGCCAGCUUGGCCGUCGUGUGUCUGUUCGUCAUCCAAAGGAUUCACUUCGUUGUGAUCUUGUUGGUUUGAAGAAUGUGAAGCUUAUCGGUGCUGGCUCCUACCACUCCUUGGCUGUCACACAUGACAAUAAGUUGUAUGCUUGGGGUCUUAAUAAUUAUCGACAAUGUAUUGAUAGCGAUGAAAACAUCAUCCCUUCGCCCACACUCGUUUCUUUGCCUGAAUCAAUUGGUACCAUUGUCUCUGUUGAUGCUGGUGAACACUUUACACUUAUUGUUAAUGAAGCAGGAGAAGUUUUCACUUAUGGUCGUGGUGACGCCAACCAAUUGGGCUUAUCUGAAGAGGUCAUGGCUCCAUUAAAAGUAAAAUCAGAAGAAUCUGCAUUCAAGUUUAUUAUUCCUGUUGCUACCAAGGUCUCCGAUUUACCUCCUGUAUCCCAUAUUUCUGUUGGUACUGAAUUUGUUCUUACUGCUUGUCAAAACGGUCAAGGUUACUCUUGGGGAUUCAAUUCCAGUAAUGCUAUUGGCAACGGUAGUGACGAUGAUGAACCUGUCCCCAAGUUAUUAAGAGGUAAAAACCUUGGAACCAACCUCAUCCUUCGUGUUGCUGCUGGUGGUCAACACUCUGUCUUCCUUACAAAGUCUGCCCCUGACGCUCCUGCCUCCGCAUAA